Molecule: messenger RNA, 1305 nt
Organism: Geodia barretti
Lineage: Eukaryota; Metazoa; Porifera; Demospongiae; Tetractinellida; Geodiidae
Source: the annotation of a GenBank genome assembly
UGGUCAGUUUUCUGUCGCAUGAUUAUACACCCGGUUACAUACCGGUAACGAUAGCACACAUAUAAACUACGCUCCCUACAAUAUUGUACAGGUUUGCAACCGGUUUUUAGCCCGCACAUUUCCGCCGAUAAACGAGAGAAGAAACCGCGACCUGUCACGACGCUGUCCCCGCUUGGCUUCUCCCUCAAGACCUACAAAGGAAGCAGGACUUUCGUUCUCCACCUCGGCAACCAGAAAAGAAUCACUGAGAGAGGACGUGCAUCCGUGCGAUGGAAAAUAGAUUUCUUCGGUUGUAUAGUACAGAGAAGCAGCGAUUGAUACGAUCCAUGUCCGAAAAUUUAUUCGCCUGAACUCUUCUCCUCCUCCUCUUCUCCCAAGAGAUCCAAUCAUACCGACCGCUCCUCCCGGUUAUCAAUGGCUUACGUUCGUCGUAACCCCUUGCCUCUACAGCUAGGUAGCACGAGCAGAAUUACUUUCGCCCAAGAAUUCGCCGUCAGUGCCCUCUCGGCGUCGCUGGCCCACAUCCCCCACCACCCGCUGUACACACUGAAGAGCCAGAUGAUGUUCUACGGAACAGAGUUUAGCAUUGUGAACUUCGUGAAACACACCAAGAAGACGAAGGGCACGUUCCUUUUCCAAGGUCUUAUCCCCAGAACGUUUGGCAUUGCCCCGGAGAAGGCCCUCAAGAUGCAGGCCUGGGUCAUGGUCGGUCGCUGGGUAGACCGCCACGUUGAAAAUCCCACCAUCACCAAGUGGAUGCUGGCUGGUGCCAGUGCUGGCGCUGCCACCACCCUUAUAGGUUGCCCGUCCGAACGAGCAAUGGUCCUGGCACACAUUCAGAAGAAGGGCUUCAUGGACGUGGUUCGCAGCACCGGUAUCCGUGGCCUGUAUCACGGCUUCGAGCCCACUCUCUACAGAGACGUCACUUUCAACAUGGCCUUCUUCACUUUCCGGGAGAUCAUUGUGCGUCUCUACCGCAAGCACUACGACAGCGACCCGGACCCCUUCCAGAGGACUGUGAUGGGAAUAGUGAGUGGGACAAUGGCGUCUGUGUUUGCCUGUCCUUUCGACGUGGUUAAGACGAGGAUCCAGGGAGGCGAGCUGGCUACCACCGGUGCAUCAACCACCAAGCAGAGUGAGUGGGCCCUAAAGCUCCUAUGGAACAUUUCGCAGCGCGAAGGACCCCGCACUCUACUGAGAGGCCUUGGACCAAGACUCAUUGCCGUCCCCAGCUAUAUGUCGGUCUUCUACGUAGUGAAUGAGGAACUCGAGUGGCACUUGCUGAAUAAACGACUGACUAACUAA